This is a messenger RNA of Anthostomella pinea, 504 nucleotides long. The record is from the annotation of a GenBank genome assembly. NCBI's taxonomy places the organism in Eukaryota, Fungi, Ascomycota, Sordariomycetes, Xylariales, Xylariaceae.
AUGCCGUACCACAAGCGCGCCGAGCUCCUCGAAGCAGCAACGGCCUUCUGCACGAGCUUCGCCAACAAAGCCUCGCCCGACAAGAUCAUGGGCCACUUCGCGCGCGCCUCCCCCCCAGCCACAUCCACUACAAGCACAAGCACAAAGGACAGCGACAUCCUCGCCCUCGAGCACGGCCUGCCGCAGCUGGCGCCCUUCCUGGGCCGCGAGUUCCGCGGCCGCGCGGGAGUGGCCGAGUACUUCGAGGCCAUCGGCACGUGCCUUACUUACGAGGACAUGCGGUUCGGCGAUUACGUUGUGGAUGCUGUCGAGGGCAGGGUCGCGGUCCGCGGCUCGGCGCGCUUCACGUGGACGGCCACGGGCCAGAGCUGGGACGAGACGUUUGCUUAUAAGCUGGCGUUUGACGAGGGUAAUAAGGUCGUACGGUAUGAGGUCUGGGCCGAUUCCGGGGCGGCUUAUCUGGCGAGUAAGGGGGGGCUUGACCGCGUGAUGGAUGGGUCGUGA